Molecule: messenger RNA, 1677 nt
Organism: Neoarthrinium moseri
Lineage: Eukaryota; Fungi; Ascomycota; Sordariomycetes; Amphisphaeriales; Apiosporaceae
Exons: 2
Coding region: 1-1677 (558 amino acids)
Biological process (GO): proteolysis
Molecular function (GO): aspartic-type endopeptidase activity; protein binding
Source: RefSeq, a predicted model, not a curated record
AUGUCGGAGUUCCCUUCUCUCUCACUUCUCGUUGCCAACGCCGCGGAAGGAUGCAAAAAGACAAUUUUGGCUCUCGAUGCGUUGGGCACUGGCAUCAGCACGAGCCGCUCCACCUUCUCAUCCCUGCUAUACCAGUGCCAGCAAACCCAAGCCGUGUUAGCGAGGCUCGAGACUUUCUUGGAAGAAGAACCCUGGGACAGCGCGGAUCAUGCCCUUGAGAACGACUGUUGUAGUAGUUUCGAAGUCGCAGUCCAGGCCAUCUGCGCGACAACUCUUGAGCUCGGUGCAGAACUGAGCCGCCUACAACGGUAUGCCGUCGGGUGCGAUCCGUUUGUACGGUCCAAGUUCAACCCUGUGCUGCAAGACUCUUUAUUCGAUGCCAGAAGUGAUCUAAGAAGGAAUAAUGCUUCGCUAAACUUGAUACUUGAUUGCAUCCAAAGCGGUAUUCUCGCAGGCGUAAAAGCCCAAUUACAGCAGCCCGUGUCAGAAAAACCAGCAGAGGCCACGAGGAUGCGGCCUCAUAUGGACAUUUCGCUCGUGAAGCAGUCUACCAGACCACACAUCCAGCAGCAGAUGAUGAAAGUUAGGCCGAAACCAUCAAGAUCGUUCAAGCUUGGAUCACAGCUUACAAAGAAGCUCCACGAGGCGAUAGCCACCAACAACUACCACGCAGUAUGCAAGUGUCUUUCCGAGAAGGCUGAUCCUAAUGCCCCCCAUAAAGACUCCAAGAUGACACCCAUCCAUCGCGCGCUGGGCCAGGCUGAGGAGGCUCUGGGCUGCGAGGACGAGAUCGCCUCGAGGGACUCCUCGUUGAUCAUCACAGCACUGGUGCUCGCUGGCGCUGAUCUUCGAGCUGUGGACGAGGAGCGCCGGACGCCCCUCGCUCGUGCAGCGAAAGGGGAGAUGGGUGACGAGCUGGUUGCCCUCAUGCUGGAUUACGGGGCAAAUGUGAACGCCACGGAUAAGGAGCAGAACACGCCGCUUCAUUACGCGGCCAUGCAGCACGCGUCUGCCGAGAUGGGUAACAUGAAGACCAUCAGAAUACUACUCGCGCUCGGGGCAGACCAAAAUAUCAGAAACCAGCGAGGACGCACAGCGUUAUACAAGGCCGUAAUGUGGGAAAACAUCACGCAGGCGGCCGAGCUGCUUGACUAUGGAGCAGACCUCGAUAUAUCCGACAACAACGGUUGGACAGCUCUAUACGGGGCUGUGCUACAGGGAAACGUCGGACUUACACAGCUUCUGUGCGGCCGGGGCGCCUUUGUGGACAAGAAGGACAAGACUGGGCAGACGGCCCUUCACUAUGCCGUAUCUCAGGGUCGGCAGGACAUAGUCGAGGUUCUAGUGGACGCUGGCGCCGAUGUGAACAUCAUCUCGAAAGGCGAGACAGCACUCUGCCGAGCAACGGCGAAAGCGAAUGCUGGGUUGGUCAGCUACCUCUUAUCUCAAGGGGCAGAUGCUUCGGUUCCAUCCCUAGGAUAUAAUGGGGCAUUGCCGAUCCACAUAGCUGCUGUUGGGAAAGAUUUGGAGGUGUUGAAGGUGCUUGUCGAGAAGAACCGGGACUUAAUCAAUACCCCAGACACGGAAGGGAAAACACCGCUCGUCUGGGCCAAGGAAGCCGAGAAGACGGAAGCGAUGCACUUCUUAUUAAACAUGGGUGCUAAUGCACAGCCGUAA